AGAGGCACUUUGCGGCCGUGCAGGCGCUGGCCCUCGGCGAGGACGCGCCCGAGGAGACGGUGGACAUGCUCCAGCCUGACGAGGGCGCGCUGAGGGAGAAGGCGCCGCUGUUGCAGGCCUGGCGCCGGGAGCUGGACGCGGCCAGCGCGGCCGCGCCCGCGCCCUCCAAGAGGGCUGCCCCCGCUGGGCUGGAGGACCGGGUGCCGAGGAGCAGGCCGCGGCUCGCGCCCGCGGCUCCCGACGGCCCGGAGGCCAUGCGCGCGGCGGUGCGGUCGGGGGAGGUGGACCGCCUCACCGCGACCGCGCUGCGCGACUGGCUGAAGGCCCAGGGGAUCGCCUGCACCGGCAAGAAGGCAGACCUCCUGGAGCGCGUGAGGGCGCUCUUCUGAGAGGCUCGCGCGCGCCACAGGCGGCGCCGCCGCACGGCCGGGGCCGCAGCCCAGAGAGAGUCCCGGCAGGGCCUCGUGGACGGCGCAGGGGGUUCGAGGGGGGACGUUGGAGGAUCUUUCAGGUGGGAGCGGGAGCGGCAGUGGUUCUGCGCAUGCCUGUGGGAGUCCAUAGGUCAUCGCGGACAGGCAUGUGUUGGUGCAGAGAGGUCGUGCGCCAG
Prorocentrum cordatum is the source of this 607-nucleotide messenger RNA. Lineage: Eukaryota; Dinophyceae; Prorocentrales; Prorocentraceae. The record is from the annotation of a GenBank genome assembly.